This is a messenger RNA of Echinostoma caproni, 405 nucleotides long. The record is from the annotation of a GenBank genome assembly. Lineage: Eukaryota; Metazoa; Platyhelminthes; Trematoda; Plagiorchiida; Echinostomatidae.
AUGGUGAUGAUGUUUCGGAGGAUGAAUUCGGAUGAUGACGAUGAUUCGGAUGAUGAUGAUGAUGAUGGCGAGGAUGAUGAUGAUGAUGUGAUGAGGUUGAUGAUGAUGGAGACGUUGAUGACGAUGAUGAUGAUGAUGAUGAUGACGAUGAUGAUGAUGAUGAUGAUGAUGAUAGAUGAUGAUUCGGAUGACGAUGAUGAUGAUGAUGAUGAAGAUGUGGAUGGCGAUGAUGAGGAUGAUGAUGAUGAUGAAGAUGAUCUUUAUGAUGAUGAUGAUGAUAAUGAUGAUGAUCAUCAUGAUGUUGAUGAUGAUGCAGUUGAUGAUGAUUCGAAUGACAAUGAUGUUCAUGAUGAUGAUGAUGACGAUGGUGAUGAUGAUGUUGAUGAUGAUGAUGCUGACGCUGAU